AUGGAAGAAAUAAUAGAAAAUGAAGAUAGUGAAAUAAGUUAUCAGAAUUUAUUGCCAGUUGCGAGUAUUUUACGUAUUAUGAAAACAACACUUCCAAAAAAUACUAAGAUUGCACAUAAAGCCAGAGAAUGUAUGCAAGAGUGUGUUUCUGAGUUUAUUAGUUUUAUUACGUCAGAAGCAUCAGAGAAAUGCCUUCAAGAAAAACGUAAAACAUUAAAUGGAGAAGAUAUUUUGUCUGCAAUGAUAACAUUAGGCUUUGAAAACUAUGCUGAACCCUUAAAAAUAUAUCUUUCCAAAUACCGUCAAAUGUUAAAAGCAAAUCGUGAAGGAACUAUUCCUUACUAUUCGAGUCGGUGA
Messenger RNA from Pneumocystis murina B123, 357 nucleotides. RefSeq lists its product as hypothetical. Gene Ontology annotation, molecular function: RNA polymerase II cis-regulatory region sequence-specific DNA binding; protein heterodimerization activity; DNA-binding transcription activator activity, RNA polymerase II-specific. Gene Ontology annotation, biological process: regulation of transcription by RNA polymerase II. Gene Ontology annotation, cellular component: CCAAT-binding factor complex; nucleus. The record is from RefSeq and is a predicted model, not a curated record. Bases 1 to 357 code for a protein of 118 amino acids. The transcript has 4 exons. NCBI's taxonomy places the organism in Eukaryota, Fungi, Ascomycota, Pneumocystomycetes, Pneumocystales, Pneumocystaceae.